CUCCGCCCGCCCGCGAACACGCUCUCUGCUCACACAAUUAAUACAGUGAACACAACUCAGUACUCUUCGAAAUUGUGUAGUGCAAACUCGAAUUUUCUAAAGACAGACAUAGCAAAGUAUGUAAAAAAAUCAGAUAAAAACUAACUGACAUGUAAUAAAACCAUAAUAAACAACAGCUGUUUGUUCCGCGCAGCUCUGUGCAGACAUUUACUCUUUAAAUAAAUUUGCAUAAUAUUGUGUGAAAUAUUUUUCUAAAUAAUGAUGUGAAAGUGACCCAAAAAAAACUGAAGGAACCAACGCAAAUAAUAUGUUCACAUAAUCUCUAUUCAAUUUUGCUAUUAAAACAUUUAAGUUCUUAUUCUACGACAAUUGUAAAUACGAUAUGUUUUGAGCGAAAAAUGAUGUACGUUUGGCAAAUGGACAUAAGAGGAGAGAGGGCGGAAUCAUGAGUACGACCUCGCCCAAGUCUUCGCUGGCCAAACUCGGGCUGUACUCCAAGCCGAAGCCCUUCAAGAUCAUGGUCCUGGGACAAUCGGGCGUCGGGAAAUCUGCUCUAGUCGUGCGAUUCAUCACCCGGCGCUUCAUCGGGGAAUAUGAUCCCAAUUUGGAGAAGAUUUACGCCUUUCAAACUGUAAUUGACAACGAGAUGGUAUAUUUUGAAAUAUUGGACUCUGCGGGGGAUCCCCAUGAGAGCGAGUACACAAAUUUGGAGAGCAACAUCAAGUGGGCCGAGGCGUUCAUCCUCAUGUACUCCGUGACGGACAAGUGCUCCUUCGACGAGUGUCAUCGUCUCAAAUUCCUAAUCAACUAUAACAAAAGGCGGCGCAGGAUAACUUCAUCUAUGAAGGAUAGCGUAUUGGACACGCCAGUGGUGUUGGUUGGCAACAAGGUGGACCAGCCCGGCGACCGCAUGGUGUCCACCGAGGAGGGCCAGCGCCGCUGCAAGGACAUCGGCUGCGUGUGCUUCCACGAGAUCUCCGUCCGCGAGAGCAUCGACCAGGUGUGGGGAGUAUUCCGCGACGCGCGGCGAUUCUGGCGCGUGAGCAGCAAGUGGGGCCGCGGCCGGGCCUCGGCGGAGGCCGACGUGCACCCGUCCGCGCUGGAGCGCCCGCUGGCGCGCGCCUCCUCUGACACCACGCCCGAACCUGGCUCGAUUUGUCAUCGCUGGUCCGAAAUGGAGCCCGACGAGCCCGGCUGCAGCCGCAGCGACUCCACCUCGUCCUCCGGCCAAUCCGAGAGCACGGAGGAGUUCCGCGCGCGCGCCAGCACGGACUCGCGCCUGCCGCCCCGACCCGCGCGCCUCCGGCACCCGCCAGUCGUCAGGAACCCGCCACCGGUCAGGCGGAUGAGCGUCGCUAUGAGGGGAAACAAUUCUAGUACUUAUUGAAGUUACACAAUACUGACAGAAGUAGGUACUCUGAAAGUGACGAACCCGAGGGCCACGGAACCAACGCUGACGGUGAUUGCCAUAGGUACAUUGGUUAAAACAAAUAUGUAUACUCGUAUAUGACAAGCAGGAUGAGCGUCAAGCGUGAACGCAAGGAGCGUGCGUUUCACGGCUGAAGCGUAGGUUACGUUGGCGUUCGUCAGUCACUGGCGAACUUCCACCGGUGUCGCGGUCUGCCGUAGUAUAAACGCUCUAUUCUUAAUCCUAGUACCGGAGAUUAACCGUGACACUACGCCCGUAUUAUCUCGCUCAUUCUUCUAAUAACAAUUUCUGUAUAUUCGUGAAGGGUUGGAGCCUAGCGGACGAUAAGAAGUCUGGGCGGGAUCAUACGGGCGUUAUUUUUACCUAUAUAUCAAAAACGCAGAAACCGGCGUACAUUUCUUUGAAAUAUUUUAAUAUUUGGACGGAAUAAUUUUUAUGAAAAAAUACGACUUCAAUGAGGGAAACCGGUGACAGAAAGAUUAUUGUUGAUUUUGGAUUUCAUACAAUGAAAUUAAAAAGACGAAGUUCCCGCAAUAUGGUUUUCAUCACACUUGCUCGAAAAAGUCCUUAUUUCAUGCAGGUGUACUGAAGGACAAAGGCCUAUUUUGUUCCCUCGGGAGUUAUGGAUUGUGAAAAAAAAAAGCUAUAACUCCCUAUGGAGUUUGGCAGUUUGUUCUCUUCGCAUGUUUGUCAAGCAGUUAGGUUUUCACGGCAAAUUUUUCUCAAGCUUGAGUUCUGAUGAUGGGUUCUAUGAGGAAUUGAGGGUACUUCACAACUCUUUUAAGCAAACUUAUAGCCAUUUUUAUUAUAUUUUCUAAUAAUUAUCUGUUGCUUUAUUUUAUGCUUGGUGUGAAAUAAUUUAUUUUAUAUACAGUCGAAUAGCCUGAUGUAUCUUAUCAGUCAACCAUAGGGCAAAUCUGAAAUAAGUUAAGGUGGGUGCAGCAAAAAAAAAUUACCUCCUUUUCUACAUAAUUAGGCGUAGGACGCUGUCUUUUUAAUUUCAUUGUAUGAAAUACAAAAUCAACAAUAAUCUUUCUUUCAACGCACCGGUCUCCCUUAUUAAAGUCGGUUUUUUUUUCUUAAAAAAUAUUUUCGAUAUUUUUAUUUAUUAUAAGAGUUAGGAGCGAAAAACACAUAGCAUACAAUUUUUAAAAAGCUAUUAACCCUUAAAAGUCGAAAAAAUUCAAUCAAAGGCGCACAGCUAUGCUUUAUACAUCAAAUUGGGUUAAAUAUUUUCUAUAAUGUUAACGUCUUAUGUGUUUAUACGUCUCUAUCGAGAAGCGGUCGCGUAACUUCGCCCCCUUUCCUAUUA
Molecule: messenger RNA, 2741 nt
Organism: Cydia pomonella (codling moth)
Lineage: Eukaryota; Metazoa; Arthropoda; Insecta; Lepidoptera; Tortricidae
Product: ras-related and estrogen-regulated growth inhibitor
Exons: 7
Coding region: 446-1387 (313 amino acids)
Molecular function (GO): GTPase activity; GTP binding
Source: RefSeq, a predicted model, not a curated record